AUGCGUUUUUGGGAGAUUGAGGAACUGCCUUCAACCUCUAAAAUUCUUUCACCUGAAGAAAAAGCGUGCGAAGAACAUUUUUCUUCUAAUAAAACAAGGGAUGCCUCUGGUAGAUAUGUAGUAAGACUCCCAUUUAAUGAAAAGAUUCAUUUGCUUGGCAAUUCCUAUUCUACUGCACUAAAACGCUUUUCUCAUUUGGAAUCUCGACUUCACAAAGAUCCCAAGUUAUUAAAGGAUUAUUCAACCUUUCUAACUGAAUAUGAACAACUUAAACAUAUGUCAAUUUCCCAAGAAUCUGAUAUUAAUUCGGGUUUCUAUUUACCGCAUCAUGCUGUUAUCAAAGCUGAUAGCACUACCACGAAAACCCAAGUAGUUUUCGAUGGCUCUUGCAAAACUUCGACAGGAAUAUCUUUAAACGAUACCCUAAUGGUUGGACCUAAAUUACAAGACAAUCUUUUCGUCAUUCUAAUUCGAUAUCGAUCCCAUAUUUACGCCCUUACUGCUGACAUAGAAAAAAUGUAUCGACAAAUACUUGUUCAUCCUGACGAUGUCAAGUAUCAAAAAAUUCUAUUUCGAGAAAGCGGGGACGAAACCAUCAAAAUUUAUACUUUGAAUACCGUAACCUAUGGAACUUCUGCUGGUUCAUACCUUGCAAUUAAAUCCCUGCAACAAUUAGGAAAAGACAAACGCAAAUCUUAUCCUAAUGCUUCUGUAGUAUUGUAA
Molecule: messenger RNA, 723 nt
Organism: Cotesia glomerata
Lineage: Eukaryota; Metazoa; Arthropoda; Insecta; Hymenoptera; Braconidae
Exons: 1
Coding region: 1-723 (240 amino acids)
Source: RefSeq, a predicted model, not a curated record